AUGGCCUCGGCGGGCGCGCGGCGGCUCCCGGCCGGGACCCGCGCAGCGGCCCAGCGCUGCUGCGGCCUCCGGCUCCACCGGGGCGUGCGCCCGGCCCCGCCCCUGGGCCCUUCGCGACCGACGCGACCAAUGAGAUUUCUGAUUUCCUGCAGCCUCCUCUUGCCCCGGGCUGCCCAAGUCUUGUCGGCUGAGGCUGGCUUACCUCCUAGCCGUUCCUUCAUGGGCUUUGCUGCCCCCUUCACCAACAAGAGAAAGGCUUACUCUGAGCGUAGGAUCAUGGGGUACUCUAUGCAGGAGAUGUUCGAGGUGGUGUCCAAUGUCCAGGAGUACCGCGAGUUUGUGCCCUGGUGUAAGAAGUCGUUGGUGGUAUCCAGCCGCAAAGGUCACCUGAAGGCCCAGUUGGAGGUUGGCUUUCCACCUAUCAUGGAACGCUAUACCUCUGCUGUUUCCAUGGUCAAACCUCACAUGGUCAAGGCUGUUUGCACUGAUGGCAAGCUCUUCAAUCACUUAGAGACCAUUUGGCGAUUCAGCCCUGGUAUUCCUGCCUAUCCCCGAACUUGCACUGUGGACUUUUCGAUUUCCUUUGAAUUUCGUUCUCUGCUGCACUCCCAGCUGGCCACCAUGUUUUUUGACGAGGUUGUUAAACAGAAUGUCGCUGCCUUCGAACGUCGGGCAGCCACCAAGUUUGGUCCAGAAACAGUCAUCCCCCGUGAACUGAUGUUCCAUGAGGUGCACCAGACUUGAGGCAAAGGAUUGUGCCUUAGCUUCUCCUCUACUCUCCCUCCCCACCUAAUUCUCUUAUUUAUUUGGCUCCUGCUCCAAUCUGCGAGAAGAGUCUGUGUUCAUAUUUUCUCCCUCUCAAUUCUCCAGAAAUUGGGCUCUAAGCUGGCUGGAAAUGCUGGGGGAAAGUAAAGGCAGUGGGGUAUGGAAAGGAAACAUGCUUAGGAACUGGGCGGGCUCAUCUUGAGAUCCCCAUAUGCCUGAUGCCUACAGCCUCUCACAUUGAAUUAUAAUUAAAACUGUGUGGUUAUCUGAGCCCUGUCAAGGUGCCUUAGUGUCUGACCAGGGGAAGAGGACAAGUUUUCUCAAGGAAUGAAUAAAUUGAGCUUUUUCCUGAUAGAGGUAUUGAUGGUAACUUUUGCUUGCCUGAAAUGCCAGAGAUGUUGGAGAUCUGGCCAUAGCUUGAAACCCAUGACCAUGACUUAGUACUUCCAUGCUAGUGGAGCUUGGGGCGAGGAGAAUAAAAACACUGAACAGAGUUGUACUCUUGGGUUGUACCUUAUUCUUCCACUUGGCUUGAGUUUUUAUAAAAUUUCAAUAAAUUUUGACAGUGUGAA
This is a messenger RNA of Rhinolophus ferrumequinum (greater horseshoe bat), 1337 nucleotides long. It is a transcript of the gene COQ10A, whose product is annotated as coenzyme Q10A. Gene Ontology annotation, molecular function: ubiquinone binding. Lineage: Eukaryota; Metazoa; Chordata; Mammalia; Chiroptera; Rhinolophidae. Gene Ontology annotation, biological process: ubiquinone biosynthetic process; cellular respiration. Bases 1 to 744 code for a protein of 247 amino acids. Gene Ontology annotation, cellular component: mitochondrion. The record is from RefSeq and is a predicted model, not a curated record. The transcript has 5 exons.